Molecule: messenger RNA, 2632 nt
Organism: Cebus imitator (Panamanian white-faced capuchin)
Lineage: Eukaryota; Metazoa; Chordata; Mammalia; Primates; Cebidae
Gene: SERINC4
Product: serine incorporator 4
Exons: 12
Coding region: 236-1801 (521 amino acids)
Cellular component (GO): membrane
Source: RefSeq, a predicted model, not a curated record
AGAGAACAGCCUGAGUAGUCCCAGUGGUGAGGCCCUGAGGAGAAAAACUCCUUCACAGGGUAUUUGCAUUUACCACAUCGUGGAGGUUAGUGUCGUCUUCCCGAUGUCCCCAUUCUGCCUGCGACGCGGUGCUCAGCCCCAGCACAGUGGAAGUCCAGUGGGCUGAGGAAAGCAGCAGCUGCUGCUCUCAUCUGCCUUCUGUCUGGUGGACCUAAACCUAAUCCCUGGGACAAGGAUGGUGGGUGCCAAGGCCAGCCCCGGCCCCAGCACCUCCCUGGGCCUGGCACAGCAGCGCAGCGGAAGCAGCAGUGUCCUAGUGAGAAGCCCCUUCUGUCAGGUGUGCUGCUGUGGGCCUGCUCCUUGUGCCAGCUGCUGCCACUCUAGGUGGCCCUUUCUCACCGCAUCCACCUGCAGCCGCUUGUUCUACAUCUUCCUCCAUGUGGGGGCCUCAGCAAUCUGCUGCCUCCUGCUGUCAAGGACAGUAGUGGAAAGGGUGUGGGGCAAGACACACAGGAUCCAGAUGCCCUCAGGCUUGUGUGCCCACCUGUUUGGCCUCUCUGACUGUCCAGUGCUCAGUGGUUCUGGGGCUGUGUACCGAGUAUGUGCAGGAACCGCCACCUUCCACCUGCUGCAGGCUGUGUUGCUGGUCCACCUCCACUCCCCCACCAGCCCGCGGGCACAGCUGCAUAACAGCUUCUGGCUCCUCAAGCUGCUGUUCCUGUUAGGUCUCUGUGCCCUUGCCUUCUGCAUUCCUGAUCAGCAUUUCUUCCCAGCCUGGCAUUACAUUGGCAUUUGUGGAGGCUUUGCAUUCAUCCUACUACAGUUGGUGCUUAUUACAGCUUUUGCCCAUUCCUGGAACAAGAACUGGCAGACAGGUGCAGCUCAAGACUGUAGCUGGUUCCUGGCUGUCGUGCUGGCCACCCUAGGAUUCUACAGUAUGGCAGGUGUGGGAGCUAUGCUCCUAUUCCGCUACUACACACACCCAGCUGGCUGCCUGCUCAACAAGAUGCUCCUCAGUCUGCACCUUUGCUUCUGUGGCCUCAUCUCCUUCCUCUCCGUCACUCCUUGCAUCCGCCUCAAGCAACCCCGCUCUGGCCUUCUACAAGCCUCUGUCAUCAGCUGCUAUAUCAUGUAUCUGACCUUCUCUGCGCUGUCCAGCCGUCCUCCAGAGAGAUUAAUCCUUCAAGGACAGAAUCACACCUUGUGCCUGCCUGGCCUGAGUAAAAUGGAACCCCAAACACCAGAUACCUCUCUAGCAAUGCUGAGUGCUGGCAUCAUGUAUGCCUGUGUGCUUUUUGCUUGCAAUGAGGCCUCCUACCUGGCUGAGGUAUUUGGACCCUUGUGGAUUGUCAAGAUUUACAGCUAUGAGUUUCAGAAGCCCUCACUGUGUUUCUGCUGCCCUGAAAGAGUGGAGGCAGACGAAGGACAAAGGGGUGGGGCUGCUAGGCCAGCUGACCAAGAGACCCCUCCAGCUCCUCCAGUCCAAGUCCAGCAUCUUUCCUACAACUAUUCUGCCUUCCACUUCGUCUUCUUCCUUGCCUCACUCUAUGUCAUGGUUACCCUUACCAACUGGUUCAGCUAUGAGGGAGCAGAACUGGAAAAGACCUUCACCAAGGGUAGCUGGGCCACCUUCUGGGUCAAAGUUGCCUCAUGCUGGGCCUGUGUACUCCUCUAUCUGGGGCUGCUACUGGCACCACUCUGUUGGUCCCCCACCCAGAAACCCCAGCCCCUUAUUUUCAGGCGACGAAGGCGACACCACCACUGCAUCGUAUCCCCAGAUAACAAAUAUCCUCCAGUCUAAGUCCCUUUCACAAAUGGGCUCCCCUGACAUUGUACUCCUAGAGUUGGCUAAAGGGGAGCUGUCCAGCCCAGCUGAAUACAUCAAGGAUACAAUGGGGAGUUAUUUCCCUUUAGGCUAAAGUCAGUACUAUGUCUGAACUGGAAGAAGUGGUCAAACACACUCUAAUGCGCUGGGCAGUGUCUGACUCACUGGAGCUACUGUUCCAUCUGCAUCCCAGCUCAAGAGCCUAACUCCCAAACCAGCAGCUCAGGAACCACUGCUGAUUUUAGCAGACAGUGUGGCACCAGCCCUUUCCUGGCUCUUGGGCUGGAAGUAGGGGUGGGGAAAGACCAACAGGGACUGAAGACAGCUCUGCCCUUGGAGAAAGGAAAAUAAGCAGUUCAGCCCUGGGCACAGGGAUAUAAGAAGCCCAGAACCACAGAACAAACCAGGGCAUUGGAAGAAAGGAGCAGAGGCUACCCCAGGCUUUAAUUCUGAUCUUGAGGUCAAGGGAAGCGGGAAGACAAACACCACCCUCAUUCCAUGAGGAAUGACAGAAGAGAAUGUUAACAUUUGACAGCAUCUGACCACGGAAGUCGGUGAGCAGCAGGAUUUUUUGGUCAACUUUCAAGCAGACGAACAAACUGAGGAAGAAUGAGGAAGAGGGGCAUAAACACAGAUCUUGCAGCCUUCACUCUUAGGCCAACUCCAUCCCAGAGAUGGUGUUCAAGGGUGGGGAACAAAAAUCACAGAAAAGAAGUCUCUAUGGUUCUUAGAGGAUUCCUCUACCACAUAUCCGGAGUACUUGUUUGGUUGUCAUUGUAUAAUAAAGGCUUCUUCUGUGAUGUUUCA